GACUCAGUGUGAUAAUGUGACAGGCUCGCGAGCGCAAGAAGAGCAGGUCUGUAACGGAGGACCGAAUGCCAAUCUGACUGAGAAAGCGCCUUUAUUGCGCGUGAGAGACGGGAGGGACAGACGUUUCUAGAGCUGCACGCAUACACAGACAGACGAGACACAGAAAGCUCUGGGGAACUCGAGGAAAGGGUGCAUUUUCACCGUCUCAAGAGGAAGUUAAGGACAAAUCUCUCGCUAAAAUAACUCUUAAUAGAGCACUGGGCACGCGGGAGUCGCCUCUACGACUAACUUGUGGGAUUUAUCGGGAAUUGUUUCUGAAAGGAGACCUGGCUUCCCUCUCCACGCGUUUAGAUUUAAUUUUGUUCAUUUAAUUUCAGUUCAUCAGCUGCACUCAACAACUGUCAUCUCCCGAACUGCCGAUUGCAGCAGAGGAUUGUGCGUAAAGACACAGACAGCCGCCUUUUCCGCGGACGAGUCAGGCACUCGCCUUCUUCUCUUGCGUUUUUGUACUCUUAUUUAUUAUUUAUAUUCAAGCCUUUAUUUAUUUUGGCACUGUUCUGGGGCGUCGGUGGUGAUUUCUGUGGAAUAUGGUGGGGGAAAUGGAAACGAAAGAGAAGCCGAAGCCGACCCCAGAUUAUCUGAUGCAGCUCAUGAACGAUAAGAAACUGAUGAGCAGUCUGCCCAACUUCUGCGGGAUCUUCAACCACCUCGAACGGCUUCUCGACGAAGAGAUCAGCAGGGUACGAAAGGACAUGUACAAUGACACUUUAAACGGCAGCACGGAGAAGAGAAGCUCCGAGCUCCCGGACGCCGUUGGCCCCAUCGUUCAGCUCCAAGAGAAACUCUAUGUGCCUGUUAAAGAAUAUCCUGACUUUAAUUUUGUGGGCCGUAUCUUGGGCCCGCGGGGACUCACAGCCAAACAGCUGGAGGCAGAGACAGGAUGUAAGAUCAUGGUGAGAGGGAAAGGCUCCAUGAGGGACAAAAAGAAGGAGGAACAAAACCGAGGUAAACCCAACUGGGAGCAUCUGAAUGAAGACCUUCAUGUGCUCAUCACUGUGGAGGACGCCCAGAACCGGGCUGAGAUUAAGCUCAAGCGUGCAGUAGAGGAGGUUAACAAGCUACUCGUGCCUGCGGCUGAAGGCGAGGACAGUCUGAAGAAGAUGCAACUGAUGGAACUGGCCAUUCUUAACGGCACCUACAGAGACGCCAAUAUCAAAUCACCUGCCCUUGCAUUCUCUCUUGCAGCGAGCGCCCAGGCGCCACGGAUCAUCACUGGCCCAGCACCUGUUCUGCCUCCCACCGCCUUACGCACACCCACGCCUGCAGGGCCCACCAUCAUGCCCCUAAUCCGCCAGAUCCAGACUGUCAUGCCCAAUGGCUCGGCCCACCCAGCAGCUGCCACCCUAGUGCAGCCCGGUCCAGAGUCAGGCCUGAUUUACGCGACGCCCUAUGAUUACCCCUACACACUGGCCCCCGCCACCUCCAUUCUGGAGUAUCCAAUCGACUCCAGCGGGGUUUUAGCAUCCUCAAAGGCCGAAGAGCUGCCCCUCUACCUGGGCUUUCAGACCUGUCACAUUCCCAUCACAGUCCAGCGCGGAGAGCCAACCGGUCGGCCUCCCUUUUAAACUACCCCGCCCCCUCUGACAAGCCCCUCCCCCUCACACCACAGACACCCCCCACUGUCCCGCCUCCCUCUUAUCGGACUGGCUGGACUCCCCAGCCUCUGUCUGUUUCUUAAAAUGAUGGUUUUUGUUUUUUCUGUUUUUUUUUUGGUUUUGUACUUUUGUUCUGAUCUGUAAUGUGAUGUUUUAGUUUUUUAUGUGUACAAUGAUGAGGGAGACAAAGCACUGAGCCCCAAACUGCUGCACAAGUCUUUCUGAAUGACCCCCAUCAGGAGGGGCAACAUGAGGAUGGUGAGGGGACAGUGGGGCUCAAAUGGAGGCUGCUUAAAUUGGGAAGGAAGCUGUUUGAGAUGGGGCAACUGUUGAAAGCCAGGCUGUUCAUCGAGCACUUUUAGGGCAGUUGAAUGCACUAUGGUGGGGCAGUUUGGCUUAAAAUCUAUAAUGACUUAGUCAAUCAAACAGUGUAUAUUGCCUUGGAGUUAUCAACGCCUAGCGUAGUUUUUCCCAUGAUUGAAAGAAAAUACAAGAAACAUGUUUGGUAUAAAGGAAAUUAAGAUAUUCUGCAUUGUAAUAUUGUAGCAGCACAUUUUCCCAAUGUAAUCUUAUCUCCAUAAGGCUUUUUUCAAACAGCAUGCAUUAGAUGAAUAGCAGCAAAAAUGAAAAAAUUGUCUUUGACAAUAAAAUAAUGUGAAAAAAUAUAUAUAUUUUUAGUUAUAAUUGGGUAUUUCUUUUAAUAACAGAUUAUUAACUUUACAGAUUUGAUUAGCAUAUACAUCCAAAUGGCAAUUCCUAUACAUGCAACCCAAAGUGUUGAUAUGAAAUGCAUAAAGCAUCUGAAUUCAGUCAAAUUUACAGAAGCCCUACAGAUAUAAAAAUCUCUUUAUCAUUGCUGUUAUGCAAAGAAAUAAGCCAUUAUAAUAUAUAUAUAU
Molecule: messenger RNA, 2551 nt
Organism: Carassius carassius (crucian carp)
Lineage: Eukaryota; Metazoa; Chordata; Actinopteri; Cypriniformes; Cyprinidae
Product: KH domain-containing RNA-binding protein QKI
Exons: 7
Coding region: 588-1625 (345 amino acids)
Biological process (GO): regulation of mRNA splicing, via spliceosome
Cellular component (GO): nucleus
Molecular function (GO): mRNA binding
Source: RefSeq, a predicted model, not a curated record